Lingula anatina is the source of this 1487-nucleotide messenger RNA. RefSeq names its product sodium-coupled monocarboxylate transporter 2-like. Gene Ontology annotation, biological process: sodium ion transport; transmembrane transport. Gene Ontology annotation, cellular component: membrane. Gene Ontology annotation, molecular function: symporter activity. The record is from RefSeq and is a predicted model, not a curated record. Lineage: Eukaryota; Metazoa; Brachiopoda; Lingulata; Lingulida; Lingulidae.
GUGGGUUUAAAUUUGUUUACAGUUGAUCAUGUAUUUCCUGAUGGAUAUCUUGUACUAUCCCGGUGUUCCUGGUUUGUUUGUUGGUAGCGUAAUGAGUGCAGUGUUAAGCACAAUCUCGUCCAUACAGAGUGCGGCAGCAGCCAUAUUUUGGGAAGACUGGCUGAAGGGAUUUUUCAAGAAAAUGCCUGCAGAAAAACAAACAAUGAUCACGAAAGGAUUAGUUGUGUUAUUUGGAGCAGCUGGAACUGGAUUGGCAUUUUUCAUGGCGACCGUAGGAGGCACUGUUAUUCAGGUUGGUUUAGCUUUCAUCGGGGCAUCCGUGGGACCGCUUCUAGGAUUGUUUUUGCUUGGUUCAGUGUUUCCUUGGUCAAACUGGAUAGGCGCCAUAGUCGGGGGUUUGACGGGUCUAGCGUUCCCGUUAUGGAUCAGCUUUGGUUCAUUGAUUAAUAAGCCACCAGUGAACUAUCUACCCACUGACAUCACGAACUGCACAAAUUACCUGAAUAUCACUGCGAAGUGGGCCUCCACGACUCCUGUACCCACGAUAGCCAGUGAGGGUUUGAACGGUCUUUAUAGUAUCUCUUACCAAUACAAUGGCUGCAUUGGCAUGGCAACCGUCGUCGUGGUGGGACUUAUUGUCAGUUUUUUAACAGGCGCAGAAAAGAUCGAAGACGCAGACCCUAAACUUAUGAUGCCGAUAUUUGAUUGGUUGUUCUGUUGCUUGCCAAGGAAAUGCUCUCGUGCACUAAGCUGUGGUAUUGACUACGAUAAAACAAAGGAAAUGAGGAAGAAAGGCGAGGAUUUCUUUCCCCCUGAGAGUGACGAGUUUGUUGAGAAAGAGAACGGCAUUGUCAACGAGAGCGCUACGAUCGAAUCCUCGAGACUUUAAUCCAACAAGCUCAUUAAUGUAGGGUGGAAAUAGUGUGGUGAACCCAGGAUCCAACCUAAGAUCCUAGGGUGAAGAUAGCUGAAAAGUUCAUAAUAUUCGUGUCUACAACUUUGAUUUAUUGGAGAUUUAUUUUUUUAUAAAGUAACUUGUUUCAUUCUUUCGUUCUGCAAUUUUUUUGUUCUAUGUGGUUUAUUUUAUAAAAUGGGCCUACAUUUCCAUUUUUUGUCCUAUGUGGUUUAUUUCAUAAAAUAGGCCUACACUUCCGAGAACAUACAGAUGAUCGCUCCUUUUAAAUAUUGUUGUUCAAAAGAUAUUUAUAUAUAUCGUAAAGACAUUCAUCUUUUUGUGGGGGCUUUACAUCCUGUCUACUUCUUAUCAUAUAGGAAUAAUUUACUUCUUUAAAAAAGGAUAUUUAAUAUUGUGGGGAUAUGACGAAGAUGUUUGAACGAAUGGACCGAAGCACGUAGAAAAUGAACUGAUGCCAGCGCAUAAUACACAUUUUACAGAUUUUUUUAAAAUAGAAGUUAGAAAUUAAAAAAGGUGUACAAUAUUUUAAAGAUAUUCUCCAUAGCAACAAUAAACUUACAAAUAAACUUUU